Molecule: messenger RNA, 1657 nt
Organism: Lycium ferocissimum
Lineage: Eukaryota; Viridiplantae; Streptophyta; Magnoliopsida; Solanales; Solanaceae
Product: pentatricopeptide repeat-containing protein At2g36730
Exons: 1
Coding region: 35-1405 (456 amino acids)
Biological process (GO): RNA modification
Molecular function (GO): protein binding; RNA binding
Source: RefSeq, a predicted model, not a curated record
AUAUAAGUUAACGUUAGAAAAAGGAGGAUGGAAAAUGUCCAAAACCCAACAACUAGUGUCUCUUCUCAACUCUUGUUCUUCACUAAAACACCUCUUCCAAAUUCAUACUCAAAUCAUAAUCUCUGGAUUAUCUCAACAAAACACUAUCAUCCUCAAAAUUGUCAACUUUUUAUCUUCUCAUACACCCAUAAACUCAUCUUCUUAUGCCAGUCUUGUUAUCAAACAAUCCCACAAUUCAUCUAAUUUAUGGUGGAAUAUACUCAUUAGAAACUAUGCUACAAGCAACAACUAUGAAGAAGCCAUUCGUGUUUAUAUUGAAAUGCGGCGAUUCGGAGUUGGUUCUGAUGAAUUCACGUACCCUUUUCUUUUCAAGGCUUGUUCGUCGUUAUUGGGUUUAAAAGAAGGGAAACAGAUUCACGGUGAUGCAAUCAAGAUUGGUGUUUAUAACAACGUGUAUGUUCAGAAUACUUUGAUUCAUUUCUAUGGAUGUUGUAAGAGAAUUGUCGAUUCAUAUAAGGUGUUUGAUGAAAUGUCGGAGAGAACUGUUGUUUCUUGGAAUUCAAUAAUUUCGGCUUGUGUUGAUUGUUGUUGCUAUUAUGAUGCGGUUGAGGUUUUUCGUGUGAUGAGGAGAUGUGGGGUUCAACCGGAUGAGACGACGAUGGUGGUUUUGCUUUCUGUUUGUGCUGAGUUGGGUGAUUUGAGUUUAGGGAAAUGGAUUCAUUGUCAAGUGAUUGAGCAAGGGAUGUUUAUGAAUUGUCAGUUAGGAACUUCAUUUGUUGACAUGUAUGCUAAAUGUGGAGCAGUGGAUUAUGCUCGUUUGAUCUUCGAUAAGAUCGGUGAAAGAAAUGUGUGGACAUGGAGUGCGAUGAUUCUUGGAUUAGCUCAACAUGGAUUUGCUACACAAGCCUUGGAACUCUUUUGGAAAAUGAAGGAUUGUUCUCAUGUGAAGCCUAAUAAUGUGUCAUUUCUUGGUGUGCUUUGUGCUUGUAGCCAUGUUGGAAUGGCGGAAGAAGGGCGUCGAUUGUUUCAAGAGAUGGAAAGUGUCUACACGAUCAAGCCUAUGAUGGCACAUUAUGGUGCCAUGGUAGAUAUCUUGAGUCGUGCUGGUCGUCUUGAAGAAGCGUACAAAUUCAUCGUUGAGAUGCCCAUUGAGGCUGAUGCAGUUAUAUGGAGGACAUUGCUCAGUGCGUGCCAUAUUCAUGAUAUUAGCGACUAUACUGGACUGGGAGAGAAGGUCAGAAGGUGGUUGCUUGGAUUGGAGCCUAAAAGGAGUGGGACUUUGGUCAUGGUAGCAAACAAGUAUGCUGAAAUUGGAUUAUGGGAAAAGGCAGCAAAACUGAGAAGAGGUAUGAAAGACAGACAACUUAAGAAGUUGGCUGGAGAAAGCUGUGUAUCAGUUUUUUAGAAUCCAUAGAGAUUGUUAUCAAGUUGCUAAGUAGUAAGAAGUUUUCUUAUUCCUGAACAGACAAUGUUCACACCACAUUAACAGUGGUUAAACUUUAAGGAGAACUUACUACAUGCCUAUAAAUAAAUAAAGAAACAGCCUGUUUGCUGCAAGAAAAAAUUAAAUCCCAAAACAAUUCAAGAUAGUCAUGAGGACUUUCAGUUCAUCAAGUAGGGAGCUUAUUCAAUAAAUAUAAAAAAAAUCCAACUUAUC